Molecule: messenger RNA, 2837 nt
Organism: Danio rerio (zebrafish)
Lineage: Eukaryota; Metazoa; Chordata; Actinopteri; Cypriniformes; Danionidae
Gene: tbl3
Product: transducin beta like 3
Biological process (GO): rRNA processing
Cellular component (GO): small-subunit processome; nucleolus
Source: RefSeq, marked provisional
AUAUCUGUGCGACAACAUCCAUGAACACAUGCACCAUGCGUGUAUCACCAAGGGCUGCAAAAAUAAUAAACACAUAAACUUUUAACAAUAACAGCAACAUUUACAAUAUCGACGAGGAGUUGAAAACAGCGCGGGCUGCCAUGGCUGGGAAAACGCUGCUCUUCAAGUCGAAUUAUGCGGUCUCCAGCAGAAUCGAGCCUUUCUAUAAGGGAGGUAAAGUGCAGGUCAGUGGAGACGAGCAGCACAUCUUCUGCACUUAUGGACCAAAGAUCAACAUCCUGCAGAUCAGCACAGGCAAGAUCAUACACAGCAUUGAACAGGAGGAUCAGGAGGACAUCACAGCAUUCGCUCUCAGCCCUGAUGAUGAGAUGUUAGUGAGCGCCAGCAGGGCUCUGCUCCUCAGGCAGUGGGACUGGAAGCAGCAGCAGUGUCGUCGCUCCUGGAGGGCCGUUCACAGUGUGCCCGUGGCCAGCAUGAGCUUCGACUGCACCUCCACACUGCUGGCUACAGGCGGCUGUGACGGCACCAUCAAACUGUGGGACGUGAUCAAGCAGUACUGCACACACAACCUCAAAGGCUCCUCUGGCGUCGUGCAUUUGGUGGAGUUUCACCCAGACAUCAGCCGGCUGCAGCUCUUCUCCUCGUCCUCAGACUGUGCGAUCCGCAUCUGGGACCUGCGCUCCAGCCGCUGUGUGUGUGUGCUGGAGAGCCACUACAGCCCCGUCACUGCGCUCGCGUUCUCCCCGGACGGACACACACUCGUCAGCUCUGGCAGAGAUAAGAUCUGUUCUGUGUGGGACCUGCAGGAGCAGAAGGUGAAGAGGACCAUCCCGGUCUAUGAGGCUGUGGAAGGUGUGGUUCUCCUGUCGGGCUCCGCUGAUUACUCAGAGAUGGGAGUGAAGAGUGACGCGUUACACCUGGUCACGGCUGGCAGUAAAGGUGUCCUGCGUGUGUGGGACAGCUCCUCGUCCCGCUGUGUGUUCACCCAGACUCUGCCUGAUGCUUCGUCUCACACUGAAGAUGAAGAUGCUGAAGACGAAGAGCGCCUGGGCCUCCUGCAGCUCCUGCUGCUGCCCCGCACCGGCAGACUGAUCACAGUCACUGCAGAACACAACAUCCUGCUGUACCAGACGCCCACACUCGCUGUACAGCAGCAGUUCGUGGGCUACAAUGACGAUGUGCUGGAUGUGAAGUUUGUGGGGAAGGACGACACACACAUCGCAGUGGCCACCAACAGCUCUCAGCUGAAGGUGUUUGAGCUGAGCACCAACAGCUGCCAGAUCCUGCACGGACACACUGAUACCAUCUUAUCCAUCGACGUCUUCCGCAAAGGCAGCAUGUUUGCGACCUGUGCAAAGGAUAAGAGUGUGCGUGUGUGGAGGAUGGAUGUGAGCAGUGGUCGUGUCCACUGUGUGGCUCAGGGAACCGGACACUCCAAUGCUGUGGGCUCCAUCGCCUGCUCCAGGAUGAAGCAGCAGUUCGUGGUGUCGGGCAGUCAGGACUGCACAGUGAAGGUGUGGGAUCUGCCCGAGACUACUGGAGCUGAAGGAGUGAUGAUGAUGAAGGCUCGAUCCACUGAGAGAGCGCACGAGAAGGAUGUCAACAGUGUGUGCGUCUCCCCCAAUGAUAAGCUGCUGGCGUCGGGCUCACAGGACCGCACGGCCAAACUGUGGGCUCUGAGUGACCUGCGUCUGCUGGGGGUCUGCCGGGGCCACCGCCGCGGGGUCUGGAGCGUGCAGUUCUCCCCGGUGGAUCAGAUCCUGGGGUCCGCAUCGGCCGACGGCAGCGUCAGGAUCUGGAGCAUUCAGGACUUCAGCUGCCUUAAGACGUUUGAGGGUCACGAUGCCUCCGUGCUGAAGAUUAUAUUCGUCAGUCGGGGAACUCAGCUGGUGUCCAGUGGCUCUGACGGCCUGGUGAAGCUGUGGACCAUCAAAACUAACGAGUGUGUGCGGACACUGGAUGCGCAUCAGGAUAAGGUGUGGGCUCUGCACGGCGGCUGCAGGGACGAGCUGAUGGUCACCGGCUCCGCAGACUCCACCAUCACCGUCUGGAAGGAGUCAGUGCUGCGCUACUGUACGGUGUGGAACACAAACUCGCGCAGCUGUCUGGACGCUCAGGCUGUGCUGAAGGUGCUGCUCACACACCUGAGCCCUGAGGAGAUGCUGCAGUUCCAGAGCGCGCACACACACCUGCAGGCCCUCGUCCCAUACACCGAGAGACAUAUGCAGCGGAUUAACCGGCUCCUGCAGGCCUCCAUGUUUCUGGAUUAUAUGUGGCAGAAAAUGCGCAUCACAGGUGCUAUGGACAGUGUGAACAUGCAGGAGGAUGAAGAUGAUGACGGUGUUCAGUCAGUCUUCAUCACAGACAAACAGCCCAUGCAGACCACAGAGGAAGAGGAGGAAAAUGAAGAAAUGCAGUGUUCAGGAGACUCAGAGCAGCGUCUGCAUGAGGACGAAGCCGUCUGCACGUCUAAAACUGCUGCUGGGAAACUCCCUAACACUGUAGAUCAGCUUUUAGACUCUGAUGAAGACAAGGAGGAGGAAGAGUUUUCCUGCAAACCCGCAGCUUCUGUCCUCCAGGAAAUUGUGUCUGUGAGCUGAUUGGCUGCUGCUGCUGUCAAUCAAUCUGGAGUCUUUUAUAUUCAGUGCUGUAUAUUGAGUGAUGGAGCAUUUCUGAUAUACUCUGUAUCUGCGAGCUGAUUGGCUGCUGCAGCUGUCAAUCAAACUGUUCUUUUAUAUUCAGUGCUGUAUAUUGAUGAUAUCGCCAUAAUAAUAACAGCAAUAAAGCAUUUUCCUGCUUGUGUCACCACAGCAUUUGCAGGAUACUGAUGGAUGAUG